AUGGGUGUUAAAUUCUUGGAUGUCAUCAAGCCCUUCUGCGGCAUUCUUCCGGAAAUAGCUAAACCCGAGCGGAAGAUCCAGUUCCGCGAGAAAGUACUAUGGACCGCGAUCACGCUCUUCAUUUUUCUAGUUUGCUGCCAGAUUCCGCUGUUUGGCAUAAUGAGUUCAGACUCGGCCGAUCCAUUUUACUGGAUUCGUGUAAUUUUGGCUUCCAACAGAGGAACCUUAAUGGAACUUGGUAUUUCACCGAUUGUAACCUCUGGUCUCAUUAUGCAACUUCUUGCCGGUGCGAAAAUCAUCGAAGUCGGAGACACGCCGAAAGAUAGAGCGUUGUUCAACGUGUUCGGUAUGGUCAUCACCGUGGGUCAAGCUAUAGUAUACGUGAUGACGGGAAUGUACGGAGAUCCGGCUGAAAUCGGUGCCGGAGUUUGCUUGCUCAUCGUUAUUCAGCUAUUCGUCGCUGGGUUGAUAGUGUUGCUUUUGGACGAACUCUUGCAGAAGGGUUAUGGGCUCGGAUCUGGUAUCUCCCUUUUCAUCGCUACGAACAUCUGCGAGACGAUCGUGUGGAAGGCACUGAGUCCUGCGACUGUGAACACAGGUCGCGGCACGGAAUUUGAAGGGGCCAUCAUCGCUCUAUUCCAUCUGCUUGCUAUGAGACAAGACAAAGUUCGAGCGUUGAGAGAAGCUUUUUACCGCCAAAACUUGCCCAAUUUGAUGAAUCUUCUUGCCACAGUGCUGGUGUUCGCAAUCGGAUUCCGUGUGGAUUUGCCCAUAAAAUCUGCUCGAUUCCGUGGGCAGUACAGCAGUUACCCGAUCAAGCUAUUCUACACAUCCAACAUCCCGAUUAUUCUUCAGUCAGCGUUGGUUUCCAACCUGUAUAUCAUUUCUCAGAUGUUGGCAGUCAAAUUCUCAGGGAAUUUCUUCGUGAAUUUGCUUGGAGUAUGGGCUGACGUUGGUAGCGGUGGUCCGGCCCGCUCUUAUCCCGUGGGAGGCUUGUGUUACUAUUUAUCCCCUCCCGAAAGUCUGGGUCACAUAGCAGAAGAUCCCGUGCAUGCGAUGCUCUACAUCUGCUUCAUGUUGGGAUCAUGCGCCUUUUUCUCAAAGACUUGGAUUGAGGUUUCUGGAUCCUCUGCCAAAGAUGUUGCGAAGCAGCUGAAAGAUCAGCAAAUGGUCAUGCGUGGCCAUCGAGACAAGUCUCUGAUUCACGAGCUGAAUCGCUACAUUCCCACAGCAGCUGCUUUUGGAGGGUUAUGUAUUGGUGCGUUGUCGGUGUUGGCUGACUUCAUGGGCGCUAUUGGCUCAGGCACAGGAAUACUUCUUGCCGUCACCAUAAUCUACCAAUAUUUAUCGGAUUACCUUGAGGAUGUGCAUUUCUGCGCUCGUUUCGUUGGAGAAGCUCUCUUUGAAUUACGACAUGCAGCCCGGAAAAACUGGCCUGCAAACGGUUGUGUUAUGAAUGUCAGGGAAUGGGUUGGACUGGAUUUUCUUGCCGCUGUUGUCCCGUUGCUAUUUAUUCGUUCUCGGUUGCCGACGCGGUCAGAGGUCGCAGGCAAUUGUCUGAUAGGCUUGACUGUGGGUUACGAUCGACGAUCCCAUUCCGCGAUCUUGGACGUCUUCGCAUUUGGACAUCGACUGGAUGUUACGAUCGACGAUCCUAAACGAAAAUGUGAUGUUCGUAUCCAGCCGUCCGAAGUGCCGCGAUUCACUGUAUCAAGUAUCAACAUUUUCAGUUCCUCGCGUGCUCGACUAGCUACAGCUGUAGCACUUUGUAAUCCUGUUCAAAUGCCCGAAGGCUCCCAAGAGUAUGAUCCCGUGUUCACCGACGUUCCCCCGUUUGCGGAUUCCAUUGAAGAGACAACGCUCGCCGUUCUGAUCGUUGAAUCGAAAUAUUUCGCUCACCUGUCUUCGAUCAUGCUAUUCAAGUACAACACGUUGAUAUUAUUGCAGGUCCGAAUUUGGAUACAUAUCGACGAGGACGUGAUGGAAGCCGAGACUUCGGUUCUCUGCUCGGUUGGGAAGAUGCUUGAGAGGAAGAUUUCGAUGUUAUUCAAAGGUAUCCUCGUGCCUGAGCGUCCGCCAGCAUCUGGAGUUAUUCGAUUUCCGAUCGUUGAAUACAUGCAUUUUACAAUGUGUCUGUCCCGGAUUGGCCAGCUUCCCUUUAGUCGAUUUUCGAAUGGGUUGAGGUGUUCCGCAUUCGGCAGCUUCUCGUUUUCCGUCGUAAGACCAGCUACGUCUUUUAACUAUCGCCUAUCUGUUAUCCGGAAAAUCGACCAUCAUGAGUGCUACGGAAUAUUGCCAUUUUACUCGUCCUCGAUAAUGACAGUUCCACGAAAUGAACAUUUCCCAUCACGACUCUAUUCAGCCGUUCCGAAGAAGGAUGACGAGGAAAGUCGGCUUAAGGGUGGAAAUGGUGCUCAUGUGUUGGCUAGUGGUACUGAGACGAAGGAGACGUUGUUCCAGAGAUUCAAAGCUAUGGCUAAGAAGUAUUGGUACAUUCUGAUACCUGUUCAUAUUGUCACUACGGGAUUUUGGCUUGCCGGUUUUUACGUAUUGGCUAAGUCUGGGCUCGAUGUGGAAGGCAUUUUGGAACGGUUGGGUGCUCCAGAAGUUUUGAUGAAACCUGUCCGGAACUCCAAUGCUGGAUAUUAUGCAGUCGUGUAUGCCUGCUACAAGCUCGUGACACCGCUGCGUUACGUUGUGACGAUUGGAGGCACGACAGUGGUUGUGCGGUAUCUGACACGGUUCGGUUACAUUAAGCCGAUGCCGAACAAGCAAGAAUUAUUGCGCAUGUAUGAGGUGGGGAAGGACAAUUUUACUAAGCGACAGCAGGCGUGGCGUCGGCGCUUGAAGGAUUUGAACUGGCGUUUGCGCGUGAAGGAAAAUCUGAAGGGAAAGCGUAAGGAAUUUGGGAGCCGAUAUUUGUUUGCGAGUGAAAAUGGGGUGUGGUUUGCCGAUUGGUUGACCGCAACUCCUGUAUUGGAAUUUUCUGCGAAAUCUUCGGACAGAAUGGAGAGAAAUACGAUUGAGUCGUUUACGCGGAAACGUGUGAAAGACUCUUCCGUUGAGUCGGCGCAUCUUCGAGGAUUCCCGGAUGCGAUGAUAUGGGAUGAAACGAGCGCCGUACUGCUUCUUGAAGUAUGGGCAACAGAGCAAGAAUCCCACCAUAUUAAGCCAGCCAAUUGUUGCAAUCACGUGCUCAUUCGGUGUUCUCACGGUGGCCGACCGGCGAAUGGAGAGUUCGGCGUUUUUCUGGACCCGUUUCACGUGCGCGGAUUAGCCGACUUCGACGUGUCCACGCUGAUGGGAGAGACUCCACAUUCGGAUGAAACGGUAUUCGGUGGAAUAUCGGAAACUUGCUGUGAUAUUGAUGGGUCGGCUAUGACGUUUCUUGAUGCGCUGGUGGCGUUCGUGAUCCAUGUAGCAGUUGAUUCCGGAAGGACUGUAUCCGAAGGAAAUCGUGUUGCCGGGACUUCGACUUUGGGUUUCAGAGUUCGCGUUCAUGUAAAUUCUCGAAUUGUUCUGUUGAUGGCCCCCAGGCCGAAACGGAAGGCCGAUGACCAUCGCAAGAAACUCGAGCGGAUUAAAAAAUCGCGUAUUGAGAAAACUUACCGUGAGAAUGUACGAAAGAUAUUCGAAGACCUGUAUGAGCUUCUUUGGGGGGAUCCAGAGGAAACGCCUCCUUCAAAUAAGGACAUCCUCGAGAGAGCGCUCAACAAUCUGAAACUGUGUUCUGCUGAGAAGGCAGAGGCUGAAGAGAAGUUUCUCGCACGAGAAACGGAACUGAAAUGGAAAAUCCAGCGUUUGACUGCAUUAGCCCGUAAGGCCGAACGUUGUGCAGAAGGAGGUGAAGAUAGCAGUCAAUUCGAGGUAUCUUUGGACUCGCGGGGAACUCAAACAGAUUUCAAAGAACUUUGCUCUGUAUGCUGUGAUGAACUUGGUAAACCGCUAUCCACUUCUGCAUUUACUGUGAAGGCGUCCAUGAAAGAUGGAAAACCGUGCCUCGUGGUUGUCCCGGACAAAAAAGAAGCCAAGAACUUUUCCAAGAAGCGUCGGAAAGAUGUACAGCCUUCUACUCCCGUUUCUGCGUCUGUUGCAUUUUCCGCUGCUCCUCCGCAAAUCAUUUCUAUGGCUUCAUCCAACGGGCCACUUCUCGUACCUAAAGGACCGAACGGGGAAAUUCCGAUCCCGAGGAUUAUGUCACAGCAGUCCUUGCUCCCUGUGGCUCCGUACCCGAAUUUUAUUUUCCCUCAGAUAAUCUCUUUGAUUCCGGCUGCAGUCACGGGAAGUGUUUCGCUCUCAGGAAGUGAAACUGCGAAUGUGAAGCAGCCCGUUACCGUGAUGAAGCCUGCUGAGGAAAAGGCUGAAGAUCCGAAAGAACCGGACCCGUCUACAGAUGAUAAAACUGCGGAGAUUGAAUCCCAGAGGGAAAUCGAAUCACAGCUGGUUGAUGCCGCGGAUUUGGAGGAUUUGGGUGCCGGGAUUUUGACACCUGAUCCGAAACCUGAUGCGGAUAUUAGUACCAUUGAGAAGUCCGAUGCGGCCAAGGCGAGUAUCUCAACUUCGGAGAACGUCGACACCAGUUUGAUAAAUCCUACUCCAACCGUUCAAACAAAUGAGACUUCAGUGUCCUUGCCCACUGCUGAAGAUUGGGUGGAGAAGUCCUUACUUAGUCAUUCCGCGGAGAAAAUCAUGGCACCUUCUACGUCAGGUCCUGUUCCAACCAGUGACGUGACGCUACUUCAACCGCCACCAGCUUCCGUUGCUGUGUCCGUGUCAAAUCCUAUGACGACACACUUCCCACAAACCUCCCUGAGUGCAAACGUAUCCUUGGCAACCACUACUGAUCCGUGUUAUUCAUUGAGUGUCCAAGAUUUCCCGCUGUCCGACUUCGUUACUUCCCAGUCAAACUUCCUCCCCAACAUUUCCAACUGCGUCGAAGACUCGAAAACAUCAGAGACGCGAGAGAAGACGAAUCCGAAGCAUGCCUUGAGUGACACGGAUCACUCCAUCUCGAGCAAGAUUCAGCAGUCCUGCCAGGAGACCCCGGCCACCUCCACGGGGUCGUUGUCAUGGUUGCAGAAUUGUUGGAUGAACACAUCCCUGGACUCUCCUUUGGAUACUUGGCCGGCUGCCAAAGAAUCUUGUGUUCCGCAAGCGAAAUCCCGGAAUAAACCCGACCCGCGGAGCCAUGACAAGCGCCGACAGAGUGGUAUCAAAGAGCCGCAACUCGAAGCAAAGGACUCGCUUCCCCUGCAACCGGAAAAACGCACGGCUAAGAUGGAGCAGAAGGCUUCGUCUGCAGCGUUUCUGUCCGUCAGUCAACUCGUCGACAAGACUCCCCAGGAUGCCAGUUUGAACGAACACACAUAUGCUCCUUCUACCGUUAAAGUCUCCGCACCUAGAACUGUUGCGAUGCUUUCUCACCAGCCUCAAGCUUCUUCGUCUAGUCUUCAGCGAAGUGCGUAUUCAGCAGAAGCAUUGCUGAGGGAUCAACCCAGUUACUAUCCGGACACGUAUUGGAAUCGUGGAGCGAGUAAGCCCAGUGUGGCACCGCAAACGAGUACAUACAGAGGGACCAAGUACCAGAAUAAUUACGCGCCUUCCAACCAGCAACAACGGUCUGUGGUUCCUCAACAAACUCAGAGAAACACACAAAAUUGCUCGAAUCCGAUGCCUGGAAGCGUGAAUCAGCAUUGGGCGCCGUGGCAGAGUCCGAAUUCGCAAUCGACCACCUCUUGCGGGUCGUCGUAUCAAGUUGGCAGUGUUCCGCAAACCGUAACUACUUCUUCUACAUCGUUUUCGACGUUCCCGAGCUUGUCGGAUUCGUGGAAUAAUAGGUUGGAUCAAACAAGUACUGGCUUUGGAGCGAAUUGUUACGCGCAAGCCAGUAGUGGAAGCGCAGUUUCGGGUGGGUGCAAUACUGGGAAUUCCUUGACCGGUGCCGAGCUGCCUUUGGGGCAUUGUUGGUCGAAUGGAACUUCCACUCAAAUACCUAGGAAGCCCAAGCAAAACUCUGUACCUCCUGCCUCUUCCACGAGUCUGCCUUCGUUGUUCGAUCAAGGGAAUAUUGUUAACCAGGGAACUGGGUUUUACGGGGACGGAAAAAGUAAGGCUACCCCGCCGACGUAUGCGCAGUUGAUGCCGUCGAGCAGCGAUCGAAGGCAGGGAGUUCAGCAGCCCGCAGCGAGGGACGAUAAUCUCCAGCAGGCUGGUCAUGGCAAGUCCGGGCACACGUCGAAUAACUUGCUCAACUUCAGCCUGAAUGCCUUGUUUCCGGACAUUGAUCAGAAGCGUGAGACUCGACAAGUUGUUUAUUGUUCCGUCCAUUUCGAAUGGCUGGAUGUCACUUCGCCGCACUCCAAUAGAAUAGAAAGACUGCGGCUCGUUUACAUUUUUGAAAAAGAGGUGUUUUUGCGGUUUAUGUAUGGCGAGCCGAUCGAAACCCAGUCGAAAACAGCGAAUGCCGGGAGUGCAUCAGUGCCAUUUCAAGCGGCUGUUAGUCAAGCCCCGAGUUUCUUGGACUAUCAUCGUGCUCCGAACCUGACCUCGUUCUCGCACUCCACAAAUGCAACUGCCUCCUUGCCCAGCACAGGUCAGAUGUCGGCGUUUCCAGCUGCAGGGACAGCGAGUCAGCAGCUCCAUGUUCCGUUUAGUCCCUUGAUAACUUCCAAUUCCACCACCACUGAUCAGACUUCUUUCAAUACGCUCGGUUUUCCAUCUGGUGCAGGACUUGGACAAAUCAUGCAGAAUCUGAAUUUUUGAACAUCGGCCAAACGACAACGUAUUCGAAACUUCUGUGUAUUUUUGUGCUGGAAUGAAACCAGCGUAUGAUAUUUUGCAAAUGUGAUAUAAUUUCUUAAGAGAGAACUUUUCUUUUGGAUCCUUGUAAAGUUGAGUUUGGAAAUGCAAUUUUGAUCUCUCCA
Notodromas monacha is the source of this 6923-nucleotide messenger RNA. The record is from the annotation of a GenBank genome assembly. NCBI's taxonomy places the organism in Eukaryota, Metazoa, Arthropoda, Ostracoda, Podocopida, Cyprididae.